GGUUGAAGUCAAAUCGGAAGACAUGAACAGUCUUCCGGUAAUGAAUUAGAUAAACAUUGCUGUAAACAUUGCGACAGUCCCACAAAGGAUUAUAUGCCAUUUGUAAAUGAUAGUGAAGAAUUCCAUUUUCGAUAAGAAAUUUCAAAUAGUGAUUGCGGUUUUUAAGAUAUCCUUAAAAAAUAUUGAAACAGACGGCAUGGACUGAUACCUAAAGGGCGAUUAAAGUAAAUUGAGCAUAUGACUAUGCGUGGUUAUAAUAAAAGCAGCGUUAUUGAAUUUUCUUUUCUGUCGUUUUCACUAUCAGAUAGUUGAGCUGUAAAAUCUAUCAUCGGUCCGAUACUAGUGUAAUGUACGUGUGCUUUAAAGGAGUUAAUAAUAAGUCCCGUUGUAGGCUUGAUAUUACUAAAUAUUUGAUAUUUGAAUUGUAAAUAUGGAUAUAGGAAUUAUUUUAAAUAUGUAAACGCCAUUGAAAGUGUAUAAAUAUCAGAUAUCAUAAUAAUUUUAUGGAGAAAAGUGUGAACUGUAACAAAGGUUUUAAACUAACUUUAGAAAAUUCUUUAUUGUAAAGUCAAUUUAAGGAUUUAAAUAGGAACAUGUGUUAAGAUACACAUUACUGUUGUCAUAUAGACAAAUUGUUAACAAGAGGAGUGAUUAUACAGAUUUUCCAGCAACUGUUCGCUGAUUAUGUAUAAUUUGCGGAAAUGACAUAGACGAUUAUGAAUGUUUAUAUUAAUGUUUUUAGUGCAAAAGAAUAAGGAAAUUAUUCGCAACCGACAAUGAAUAAGGAGUUCCAUUUUGAUAAACAUCUUGAGUGGAUUUAUAAAUACAUGGAUUGGAAAUAUUUUACAGAAUUUUCUGGAAUAAUAAAAAAUUUCUAUUUAAUUGAUAUAUGCUAACACAGUUGUGACUGAAAUAUGUAUUAAUAAUAUUAAUAUAUUUCGUAUUUAUUUACAAGUGUGAAAAGAGUUAAAACAAAGUGACCGUUUUUUUUCAUCAUAAUGAAUAAAUAGCAGUUUUAAUUAAUCAAUUGUGCUUUCAAACGUAAGAAUUUGGCCAAAAAUUAAUAUAGAUUCUUGUGUUUUAUCAACACUGAAUGGCAGUAAAUUGUUGCUGAUUAAGAGAAAUAUGUUUGAUUCGUUUGAGGAUAUAUCGUGAUAAAGUCAGCAGAAAAGAUAGGAAAGUUUCAAGUGUGCUUGAGAAUUAAAAAUAUGGGCAAUUUAAUAAAGAAGCAGCCGGUGGGGGACCCAGACUCCGCAUGGCAGGAGCAGAAUCGGGAAGUGGAACGUAACCCCAUGUACAAGUUUGCCGAUCUUAACAGAGGUGGUAAACUUGUUGAAGCAUAUCGUACUGGGGGUGUUGUUGCUGUACAGGAAAUAGCACGGCGUGAGAUUGGACCAUAUUUAUACAGUGGUGGGAAAGGAAAGACUGUAGAAAAAAUAGAUUAUAUUAAAUGGAUACGUCAGAGGGAGGCGAUGAAAACAGGCUCAACAGUGUGGGAAUCAAAGACAGAUGAAGAACUUGUGUUAGAGUGGAACGAACAUGAAAAGAAUAGUUUUAACAAAGUGUCAACACAUGAAGCGUGUUGGGACCUUUCUAAACGUGGGGGUGUUGGGGAAACCCCACUCCAUCUGUUGUAUCUAAUGGACAGUGCAGAACAUGUAGAAACUGCCAAAAUAUUGCUCAAUAUGUACCCCAAGCUGGCCUUGGAUUUUUAUGAAGCAGAUGAAUAUUAUGGUGAAAGUUGUCUGCAUUUAGCUACAGUAUAUGGUGAUUUUGAAUCUGUCAAACUUUUGGUUUCUAAUGGUGCAUAUGUCAACCAGCGAGCGACUGGGCGAUUUUUCCUUCCAGAGGACCAGAAAAAUGCCAGGACUAAAACAACCAAUUAUGAAGGUUAUGCAUAUUAUGGGGAAUACCCAUUAGCAUUUGCUGCAUGUUUUGGUUACAUGGACAUUUACGACUACCUCAUAGAUAAUGGAGCCGACCCGAACCUCCAGGACUCCUUCGGAAAUACUACCUUGCAUAUGGUGGUUAUAGCUGACCAACCUGAGAUGUACAAGUAUAUGGUGAAACAUCAUAAGAAGCCAGCUCAACGUGAUAUUGUUAAUAAUGAAAACUUAACUCCGCUAGCCCUUGCCAGUAAAUUAGGACGACAUAGACUCUUUAAAGAAAUUUUAGAAUUAAACAGUAUUGUAUUUUGGAGAUAUAGUAAUGUAACUUGUUCAGCAUAUCCACUCACAGAAAUAGAUUCUAUCAGUCCAAAUGGAGAGCCAAAUUACAGCUCGGCCCUUAUGAUUGCCAUUAACGGAGAGGAGGACGAUCACCUGGAAAUGUUGGAGGGCGGAGUCAUGCGUCAACUUCUUGAUGAUAAAUGGAAAACUUUUGCAAGGAAACGUUUUAUCCAGCGGUUGAUCCUGACUUUUAUACACUUGUCAAUGAUAAGUUUAGCCAUAUAUUUACGUCCUGCAGAUCAGUUGUUGAAGUAUAAUACAGCAAAGGACGGGGUACGAUUUGCAGCUGAGAUUAUUGUUUGUUUGAUGUGUCUGGCAUAUUUGAUUUUAGAAGUUAUAGAAAUUGGAGCUCAGGGGGCUUUAGCGUUUUUAAAAAAUUGUCGGCAUGCACCAGAUCACACCGUGUUCAUGAUCUCAUGUCUUCUGAUAUUGGUAUGUAUACCGUUCCGGUUUACCGGAAGACAGUACAUAGAAGACGUUCUCUUGAUAUUAUCAGUGCCGGGAUCCUGGUUCUUCUUACUCUUCUUUGCAAGGAGUGUGAAACUAACCGGACCAUUUGUUACAUUGAUAUACAAAAUGUGUACGGGCGACCUGUUUAGGUUCGGCAUCAUCUAUGUAAUUUUCCUCAUUGGUUUUACGCAAGGUUUUUAUUUUCUGUUUCGGGACAUCAACCAAGAGAGUUUCAAAACACUUCCAUCAACUAUCAUGACUCUGUUUCAGAUGACACUUGGUGAAUUCAAGCUUACACGUGGAGGUAGCAGCAAGUACCACGAUUUUGACCUGACACGUUACGCCCUUCUCACCAAACUCGUGUUUGCCGUGUUUAUGAUCCUAGUACCCAUCUUGUUACUCAACAUGUUGAUAGCCAUGAUGGGUAAUACAUACCAGUGUGUUAUAUCAAAGUCUGAAAAAGAAUGGAGAAAACAGUGGGCAAAGAUUGUGGUCGUACUAGAACGAGGCUUUACAAAAAAGCAGCUACAGCACCACCAUAGGGAAUACUCAAUCAAACUUGGCGAGCCGUCAAUGGAGAAUGGGAAGAUGAAGGAAGAGUUACGUGCCCUUGUUGUCAUCAAAACGUCUCCUAAAACAAAAGCACGUCAGAGAAAGAUAGCUGUAGGAAAUUGGAAGAAACUUGGUCAUGAGAUUAUAUUACAACUGAAAGAUCAGAAAAAGAAAGGCAAAACAGGGCCACUUAAGUUACAAAGAACAGCAAGGAAACCUAGAAAGAGCACAGCUGAUUCUGAUUCUGAUGACGACAAAAAGUUCACAAAUAUUACUGCGCAGCUAGCAUGGGAAAGAGAUAUUGACCUGACUAAAGGUCAGGCAUUUACAAAAAAUCCGUCUGCUAUAGAGAGCACAGAACAUGUUAAACCAGGAGGUCUAGCGAAUAAUAUAGGCGGACACAUUUCUCCUGAUAAAAAAUCCGAUAAGAAAACUGGACAGACUGAAGAACAGGCUGGAAAUCAUAUGGCAAAUGGGCAUGUAAAUUCUGCCAGAACUAUUAAGAAAUUUGUUAAAAAGCCUAACGGCACCCCAAAAACUAGUCCUAAAUUUCAGAAGCAGUUUUCUAUGAAUCGGAUAACACCCUUACCGUUAGACUUAAACAACAGUGAUGAUCUUGGUUUGGACGGUCUCGAUAGUGAAAAUACAAGUCGAACUGAGUCGAAAGCAAGUAGUGGUAAAAGACCAGUUAGUUUAGAUACUAAAAGAACAGUUAGUAGUAUACAGUUUGAUUUGGAUCAUUUUGUUGUGAAAGCAGACGACAAAUAUGUUACAAAUAUAUCUCAGGUUGCACCUGCAACUGAUGCUAAGACUAAUGAUGAGGCAAAUAGAGCCGAAAGUGCCAAUUCUAAGGAUAUGUAUGAACAGUGGGUGGAUGAAAUUAUAGAAGGAAGCCGGGAAACAUCACCUAGCAAAAGUGAGUCCGGUUCCCCUUCUCAUAAACAUCAUAAAAGUAAGAAACACAAAAAGGAGAAAAAGAGUAGUUCAAGAGAAGGAAGGCGGAGUCGAAGUGGGGAACGGAAAAAGAGUCCUCGUAUAAAAACACCAACAUCAGACGAGCUACUGCUGGUAGAUUCUGAUGCACCAGUAGAUGAGAGUACAUUAUGAAACUUAUGAUAAGUUAGGAGGGAAAGUCCAAUAUGUCUGUGAAUUUAUGUUAUGUGUUACAUAUUUCGCAGUGUAACUUAAGCAUAAGUACUUGGCUUGAGAUUUUUUGUAUGAAAUUUAAUCAUACAUCUGGAAGCCUAUGAAAUGAUAUAUUUUUAGGCUUUGGUUAGUUUAACUGCUAAUCAACUGGUUUGAUGACUUGCAAUUUGGCCAGAGCAGCGAGUCUUUAUGCAAUAUGUAAAUUCAGUGCUAACUUAUGUUGCUGAAGUCUGUAUGCAUUGUGUUAACACAGAUGUAUAAAUGUGUGAU
This is a messenger RNA of Ruditapes philippinarum (Manila clam), 4646 nucleotides long. RefSeq names its product transient receptor potential cation channel subfamily V member 6-like. Gene Ontology annotation, biological process: calcium ion import across plasma membrane. The record is from RefSeq and is a predicted model, not a curated record. Gene Ontology annotation, cellular component: membrane. Gene Ontology annotation, molecular function: protein binding; calcium channel activity. The transcript is spliced from 17 exons. The coding region runs from base 1209 to 4337 and encodes 1042 amino acids. NCBI's taxonomy places the organism in Eukaryota, Metazoa, Mollusca, Bivalvia, Venerida, Veneridae.